CGACCACCUCUUUUUGAUGGAACCAUUUAUACAUAUUGGAAGGAAUGAAUGAGAAUCUAUAUUCGUUCCACGAACUUCCAAUUAUGGUUGGUUAUCAAAAACGGGGAAGAGAUGCCAAAGAAGAAAGUCGGAGAUAAGUUGAUCCCCAAGACCGAAGACGAAUUUGAUGCCGAAGACAUCAAGAAAGUAGAAAACUAUGCAAAGGCGAUUAACAUGAUCUACUGUGCGGUCAAUCCCGAUGACUACCGCAAGAUCUCCUGCUGCUCAACCGCCAAGGAGAUGUGGGAUAAGCUCGAGGUGACGUACGAAGGAACGGACCAAGUACGUGAAGCCAAGAUUGACUUCCUCACCCAAGAGUAUGAGAUGUUCAGGAUGAAGGGGCACGAGAAGAUUGACGAUAUGUUCGACCGUUUCUCCAAGCUAGUCAACGAUCUUCAUGCAUUAAAGAAGACGUACAUCGACAGGGAUCUUGUGCGAAAGAUCCUACGGAGCUUGACAUUCGAAUGGCGAUCCAAGGCCGAUGCCAUAUAUGAAUCAAUUGGCACAUCAAAUGUCACCAUCGACGGCCUAAGAGGUAAUCUAAAAACCUAUGAAUCGACUAUUCUUAAUCUGUCUUUCAAUGACCAAAGGAAAGGGAUAGCACUAAAAGCCGUCAAAGAAUCAACAAUGGAUGAUUCAAGUGACGAUGAUGAAGUCAAGCUUGUCAUGAAGAAGUUCUGCAAACUUCUAAGAAAGAAAGAAAAGGUUGAGGAUGGCCCUGUGUGCUAUGGAUGUGGAGAAGCCGGGCACAUCAAGAACAAAUGCCCGAAAAGCGGAAGGAAUGCUCGACACCUCAAAAGGCAAAGGGUGUAUAUCUCUUGGGGUGGAGAUUCCGGCGACGAGUCAACCGACCAAGAUGAGGAUGAAGCUCCCAACCUCUGUCUCAUGGCACACGGAGACCAAACCGACGAUGUACAAGAGUCGGGUUUCAGUGCCGGUCGGCUAAGCCAUGGUUCUGGGCUAGCCAUCUACCCAGCGAUGGUAGAUUUCACCCAUGCAUGGGAAAGUGAUCCCGGGAUUCCAGAAUCAUCUUACCCAGCGAUGGGAGAUAUUACCCAUCGAUGGGGAAGCUUGUUUCCCUUGGUUGUACGAAGGAAAGGUAUUUUCCUUCGGGUUGAAGUCUUGGAGUGCGGUAUCUCCGAGCAAGUGUUGUUGAGGCUCGUGGGACUCGAGUUCUCAGAUUGUAACGGUUCGUUAAGCACCCGUAAGCUUAACGGAAGUAGUGUAGCUCGAGAGAGUCUCUCGGGAGGCUGGAUUAGCCACAAGUUAUGGUGAACCAGGGUAAAUCCUGGAAAUUUAUUCUCAAAUGUUUUCCUAUUCUUCCACAAACAGAGGGUGCACAAUAUAGUUAAAAGAAUGGGUUGGACAAAAGGUAAAAUCUGCAGGAAAACAAUAAGAAUGAGCUAGAGAUAUUAGAAAAGCAGAGGCAUGAUGAUUUCUUGAGCAUGUUGAGGGGAUAUAUUGUUAAUCAGAUGUAGAAAUUUGAAGGAGAUGCAAUGGGAUAAAGCCAGAUGCUGAUUAUGUUGUGGAGGUUGCUGUAUCUUCACUGAAAACAACAAAAUUGGUGCAAACUUAAAGGAGAAUGCUUUAUGGUUUUAGAGUGUGGUGAUGGUAGCUAGGCUAAUGCUUGUGAGUAUUAAGACUGGGUUUAGGCCUUUGGUUUUCUAGUUUCUAUCCUCCAGGACUUUGGUCAUGCACUUGGUCUUCAACUUCGCAGGGUUUCCAGGGUGUUUCUGCAAUAAAGGGGCUAAUCCAGA
Molecule: messenger RNA, 1796 nt
Organism: Cuscuta campestris
Lineage: Eukaryota; Viridiplantae; Streptophyta; Magnoliopsida; Solanales; Convolvulaceae
Source: the annotation of a GenBank genome assembly